Messenger RNA from Toxotes jaculatrix (banded archerfish), 5880 nucleotides. RefSeq names its product UDP-Gal:betaGlcNAc beta 1,4- galactosyltransferase, polypeptide 5 (gene b4galt5). Gene Ontology annotation, biological process: carbohydrate metabolic process; glycoprotein biosynthetic process. Gene Ontology annotation, molecular function: UDP-galactose:glucosylceramide beta-1,4-galactosyltransferase activity. The transcript has 9 exons. The record is from RefSeq and is a predicted model, not a curated record. NCBI's taxonomy places the organism in Eukaryota, Metazoa, Chordata, Actinopteri, Toxotidae. The coding region runs from base 428 to 1573 and encodes 381 amino acids.
CAGGCAGGCAGGCAGGCAGGCAGGCAGGCAAACCGCUGGAGCGGCGGAACACCCUCACCGACGUAGCGUGUGAGCCAGAUGAUGGUCUCUCACUGAAAAUACCAGGCCAGGUUUAACCGCGCUGUCAUUGUCAGUCGACAUCGGGCAUACGCUGAACUAAAACCUAAGCCAUCCUCUCAGGAAUGGAUUUUGAAUGUCUUGAUUGAAUAUUGGAGGUAUUCUCCCCUUGUCGACUUGCCGCGGAAAUAGACUGACUUCCUAGUCCACUGCCUCUUCAACCGCUGCCGCAGACCGACCACUCCGCUCGGCUCAUUUAACCCAGACCGUCCGCGGACUACAGGCUCUCUCAUCUGGACACAUCGGAACCGGUCUGUCGUCGUUGUAGAUACGCAAACGUGCCUGUGUGUGUGUUUUUGCUGCCUGUAUAAUGCCGACACAUUUGCGGUUCCGGAGAAGGUCAUUCCUUGGGCUUUUAUUCCUUUUUUCACUGUCCACCUCCGCAUUGUACUUCAUCUACUCAGCACCCGGAAUCGUGAAUGAAUAUGUGUUCAUGGUCCAAGCCAGAGGGAUCCAGAUCAGAGAGAACGUGAAGAACAUUGGGGCUCAGGUUCUUGAGCAGGUGGUGAGAGGGGCUUACAGCGUCAAUGGCACAGAUUAUUCCUACGACUUCAACUUGAGUGAGAGUGAUGCUCCUCCCACCACAUACCUCCCUGAGGACUUCACCUACCUCCCCUCCCAGGUUUGCCCUGAGAGGCUGCCCUCCAUGAAGGGCAGGUUGGAUGUCAACAUGAGUGAGGUAACCCUGGAGGGGGUGGAGAGAUCCUUGCUGGAGGGAGAGCCUAGCAUGGCCGCAGGAGGCUACUGGAAGCCCAAAGACUGUUUACCUCGCUGGAAGGUGGCAAUCCUAGUCCCAUUCAGGAACCGACAUGAACACUUGCCGAUCCUCUUGAGACACCUAGUGCCAGUGUUGCAGAAACAGAGACUCCAGUUUGCCUUUUAUGUCAUAGAGCAGGGGGGCACAGAGCCAUUUAACCGAGCCAUGUUGUUCAACGUGGGCUACAAGGAGGCUAUGAAGGACCUGGACUGGGACUGUCUGAUCUUCCACGAUGUGGACCACCUCAUGGAGAAUGACAGGAACUACUACGGCUGCACAGACAUGCCCCGACACUUUGCGGUCAAGCUGGACAAGUACUCCUACAUGCUUCCAUAUAAUGAGUUCUUCGGUGGUGUCAGUGGCCUGACGGUGAAGCAGUUCAAGAAGAUUAAUGGAUUUCCUAAUGCGUUCUGGGGCUGGGGCGGAGAGGACGAUGACCUCUGGAACAGGGUGCGGUUUGCCAAUUUCACAGUAAGUAGACCACAUGGAGAGCAUGGACGCUACAUGUCAAUUCCACAUCACCAUCGUGGGGAAGUCCAGUUCCUGGGAAGGUAUAGUCUACUACGCCACUCAAAGGAAAGACAGAAAGUGGAUGGCCUCAACAACCUAAACUACUCCCCCAUAGUGUCCAGGAGGCCUCUCUACACCAACAUCACAGUCAGCUUGAGCAGAAAGCUUGUACCCAUAGCUGACUACUGAUGUAGGCACAGCUGGACUGCAAACCACCUGGGAAUCAAAGUCCUCUGGGACAUCAGCCAUAUCUCACCAGUUGCAGCACUGCUUCGGACUUUUUAUUUGAUUGAUUCUUUGCUUUGUUUCUUUUGUUUGUAUGCAAAAAAAAAAAAAGAAGACUCAAAUAAGUAUGUUGGAUAAAUCAUAUAAGAAAAAUAGGGAUAAAUGCUGCACUUGUUUGUGCUACAGUCCAUCACUCCUCUCAUCUGGGCUUAUCUAGUCUUCAGUCUCCACAUGCCUUUUGCACCAUUUUGGCCUUCAGCAUCCAUUCAUUCAUUCUCUUAUUCAAUCAUUGAUAAGUUCAACCUUACACUGUUGUGCUCGUUGAUUAAAAUAGGCCAUGAUACACAUGCGCAUUCAAGUGCACGCACACGCCAUACAUGCACGCAACACAACAGUUUGGCUUACAUGUGCUGACAUGGUCCCUGAGGCUUUGAAUUUUUGUUUUCUUGCUCUUGCACUUCUUAUAUUCACCAAUGCAGUAAACCUGUGAAAACAUUUGCAUGCACACACACACACACACACAGACACACACACACACAACCACACAGCAACUUUAACCGAGUGAAUUCUUGCAGCUGGUUCUGCAGAAGGUAUGCCAAAUCUUCAAAGUGAAGAGAGCAAGAGAUAAUGAUCUAAAGAGUGAGUGUUUUCAGUCAUAUAUACUGUAUGUAAAAUAGUUUAUCCUAAGUUUGGAGAAUAUAAAUACUUUAAUCAUCUCUUACCAACUAUAUUUUGUCCUGUGAACAUACCAUUUAAAUACUGUGAUGUUUGUGUUUGCAUAGUUGCAUUGGAUGUUCUGGCUGCCUGCAAGUGGCUGUAUGUAGGAGAGCAAUGCUCAUCCUGUUAGCAAUAAGCUGUAAUAUCAGACAGCAGAACUUAGACCUGACUUCCUCACUAUACAGAUGCAAUAGCACGGGUGCUAGCAUACCCUUAUUGGACUACAGAGAAGGAGUGACUGCGUAUGCAAACCUCACAUUCAGCACACCUUUGCCUAAGCAAACAUGCCACCCUUUUCAUAGCCUGUGUGUGUCUGUGUGCGUGUCUGUGUGUAAAUAAGUUAGGGGGAGCUAUGCAAAUGGCCUGUGUGUAUUCUGUUGUCAGUGUGAGGUUUUCAGAGUGACCUCCAGGAGAUUUCACCCCUGAAACUGUGACAGACUUGACUUUAGACCUCACUUUGCGUGCGGUGUGUAAGUCCAGGCCAGGGAGAGAUAAAAAGUUGCCGUUUUAUUUUUAGAUCCCAUAUCCUCGAUGUUUACUCACCUUCAUUUUUACAGAAGAGAAUUGGAGGUAGAAAAUACUUGAUUGCUGUCACUGUCACUCGUGUUUACAGAAGCUUUUGCUUUGUUAUUUUCAGAUUGUCUAGUGUUUGUAAUACUGUUAGCCAGCCCUCCUUCACUGUGGGUGCUGUGAAAUCUCUUCAACAACGUAUCUAUGGCUGCCUUUAUUUUUUUAACUGACAUUUCUUUAUCUAGACUCGGAUAGGGAAAAGCAGAUCUCAGUGCUUAUCUAUGACGUCCGGUUAUAAACCACUGAUUAGCUCUGUUAGCUUGUAGGCAGGUUUUGGCCAGGGAGUUUGUUUGUAUACAGUAGUUGGUCUCAGUAGAGUUUUUGUUGGAUGGCAUGAAGCCUAUCUUUGCAUUGACACAGACAAAAGAGUUGCUAAAAAUGUCCCUCCCUAAAUUGUGUGUUUGACAGUGUUGAUUUUGAGUAAAAUAUCCCAAUACUGUAAACAAAGUUCCUUCAAAAAAAAAAAAAAAAAAAAGAGAAACAAAACACAUACAGACGCUCUCUCCUCACUGGCUGUCCUCUAGUCAUGCAGCUACUUCAUUUCACACAAAUCGCCUUGUAUGCAUUUCUUAUGGGGAAAAUAUGGGUGGUUGACAAACUGUUGUGUUCCCACAAUGAAAAGAGGCUGGACCUCAUUUUUAUUUAUUUGAUCUUUUAUUGAUUGUUUUCUGGAAUUGUUCAGUUUUUAUUUUUCUUGCAGUUGAUGUGAUGAUUUAGUAGGUGACAUGACAGGCUGUGUUAGACGCACUGAAACUUGUAGUUAUGUGUAUUUGUGUGGGAUUGUGAGGUUCAGGUCUGUGUAAACAAGGAGCUGUUCCAUGUCAUUCAGACGGGGAUUUCCUCUUCAUAAAUUACAGGAAUAGCUCGUUUUGAUGAAAUGGAAUGGGCCCCGUAGCCUGGUGUGUAUUAGUCUGCUGAACAGACACGUUGGAGGAGGCCAUUUUGUGUGACAACCACAGGAAGAGCAAGACAUCUAAUCAGAAAAUGCUAGUGGUCGCUGUCCUUCACUGAGCACCUCCUUUAUUCUAAUUGAUAAUCAAUGGUGCUGACCUUCCAGAGCUCCUUUUUGAGGGAGUCUCUUUUUACGUGCUUACUGGAAUCAACAUCAUAAAAGUAUCGACAGACAAAACAUCCUUCCAACUUUUAUGGCUCUCUCAAUUCAUUCCAACCUGCAUCUAAGUGGCGCAGAUGUUCUGUGUUUUUACAUCCAUACGUUUGUUAACCUGAUGCCUUUUCAUCCUGCCAGGUAAAGUUAAUAUGUGUAUUUGUUCUUCUGGCUCAUAGCCACAAGCAGAAGCACGUGUUUACCUCCUAGCCAGUCAUUCAGGAGGUGCCCAGUGGAAGUCAUGGACAGUAGCAGAGUUUGUGUUAAGUUUUCCAUGUGUGUUUGAGUGAAAUGGCUAAACCUUUCAGAGGUCCAACUGUCCUCCAUCUAGAUUUUGAGGUUUUUGUUUUUCAUUUAGUUUUCCAGCACUGAAAAGAACAUGAUUCAUAGUGACCUGGUUGUGAAGAACUCACAGGUUCUUUUCUAGUUCUUGACACUUACAUGAUACACUGUAUAUUACCUUUUUUCCCAUUGCUUUAAAUUAAUAGCUAGAUGGACAUAUAGCAAAAGCCAAAUGGUUUUAGUUUGAGUGUUCAGGCGAAGAUUCGGACCCUGAGGGACCUCUCAAUAUAAGGAGGCCCUCUGGAUGACUUAGAUAUUCUUAGAGUCAGUAUUAGGCUCUGUACUCCACAAUGUAGAAUGAGCAGCUUCAUCGCACCAUAUUAAAAAAAUGGGUUUUCUAUGACUGCUAGACAGCUUUGUUUACUAGAUGACUUAGUAACAGGAGCAAAUCAGUCUCUUGCUUUUAUCUAAAACCAGAAAUGUUGUUUUCAGUUGGUGAUAAGAGCAGUCCUGGCUUGUCUUGUUCCUGUUACGUAUAUCCUAUAUAUGGUCUCAGUGCCAGACCAAGACCAAGCCUGCUGCUCACUAAAGAGGCUUCAUUGUACCAUAAUCUCACUUGCUCUGAUCCACUCUGUGCCAGUUUAAAUGAAGGGACCAUUUUUUGGGCAUCUGACAAGACUGGCAGCCUUAAAGCUUCUUAAUUUAUUGCAGUGUUUUAUCACUCGAGUUUUUUUUUUCUUUUCUUUUUUUAUAAGCAAAAAUAUUUAAAUUGAAAAAAGUGCAUAUCAACAUAAUGAUCAUUGUAAAUAUUGUUGUGUGUAGUGUUUUAGAAAUUCGAUAAGGUCUUAAAUCACUACAGAUGCUAGCAUAAAGAACAAGGUUUUGGAGGGGUUUGGCUGGGGGGGGGUUUAUCUGGUGCCAUUUUAAGUGCUAGAGAAGCUUACACAGCGACAUCAAUGUUUUUACAUCACUGCUUCCCAGCACAGCCUUUUUUUUAAUUAAAAAUAUCCUUAUCCCAUAAAUUUUAGAUUCCUCUCACAAUCUCAGAGGUGUUCUGCACUCCAGAGGCCUCCCUGUACUUAAUAUGCUGUCGCAGUAGGAGAGACACAUAUCAUGGCAGACAUAGGCAUCAGUCUGCAGAUGAAGUUCGGCGUCCUUGUUUCUGCGUGUGAUGUCUCUUUAAUUGUGACAGCAGUUGGGGUAAGGUGUAGGUCAGAGGAAAGCACUGCAGGAUAGCAACGUGUCAGCCAAAAACACCAUAUGCUUACAAUGCAAUGAAACAGAGGCACCCAAACCAGCGACACAAUCUACUCCAAAAUCUACACAUAUUCAUUUUUUUGUAUGAAAGUUAACUACUUUAAAAAAAAAAAGGAUGCAGAUUGCUAAAUUUAAAUCUAUCUUCUCUGAUUGUAAGGAGAAAAAUUCUCCUUGAAUUGAAGCCAUUUGAAGCCACUUGUCAAAACUUGAUGUCAGCCUUACGUGGAUCUGUUUGUGUAUCGGCAUAUUAUCUUUUGAUUAUUGAAAUUUGUAUGAUGGAGAUUUUCUUUUAUACCAUCAUUGUUAUUGUCAAAGUACACCAAUAAAACUUGUAAACAUA